Molecule: messenger RNA, 450 nt
Organism: Babesia microti strain RI
Lineage: Eukaryota; Apicomplexa; Aconoidasida; Piroplasmida; Babesiidae
Exons: 1
Coding region: 1-450 (149 amino acids)
Source: RefSeq, a predicted model, not a curated record
AUGAUGAGUGGGAAUGGACGCAUGGUUUACUCUCCCUACGGGGUUGGAGUUCCAAUGGAUGGAAUAUAUGGCAUUCCAAUGAAAUGGCAAAAUCAGAAAUUCGCUCAGCAACAAAUGGGUCAAGUUAUUUCCAGUCAAGAAAAUCUAAAUCUGAAUGAAGAUGGUUAUCCAUACAAAAGACAAAAUCCUAAUCCAUACCAAACAGAAUCUAUAAAUCAUUCAAAAAUGCAUUAUGUUGAGGUACAACUGAUUAAUAAGAUUCUGGAAAAGCUGGGCCCUGUUUCUAGUGUGUCUAAGGAUGAGAUUGAUGCCCUGAUUGUGGAAAAUUCGAAGAUUAUCAAUCGUCUCAAUCGGGCACAACUUAUGGGACAUAAGUAUCGAAUUAAAGACAUCGCAAAAUUGCAGCGCAAUCUAGCCUUUCUAUCUCAAUUAUCCCGGCCUAACCUCUGA